GUGCUUCGUAUGGUGUGGACGCGUUCGAAUGAGUUUCGGAUUCCUUGUACACGGCAGUUGGAUUUAUGCCUCGCGUGUUUAUUUUAUUGCUUCUCAGCAGGUUAGCUGUGACGCCUUAGCUGCCAGUGACUCCUUCAUUUGCAUAUUAACAUCGGCAGACUCUUUUGCACAGUGUAUCCUCUCCUCUUCCCCCUCAGGAAUUUGCAUCCUGGUCGGAUACCGACUCGGUCGCCGAGUCUCAACCGGCGUUCUGAGUAAAGAUCCUUCUGAUUCCACAGUACCUAUGGCUCUUGAUUGUGAGAAUGAUAUGUCGUCUAGAAAGAAAACGACCAGGGACCGUGAAGUCGACACGGAGGCAUCUCAGGGGAUAGCAGCGCCACCAAGGAUUCGCGCGGUUACUACAAGUAAAACCUCGGUUUUGGCCUCAGCUUGCAGACCCUGGUCGGUGCCGCCUGUCAUUUUGAAUCCUGCUUUAGCGCGUUCCAAUGGCGCCGACAAUAUGGCUUAGAGUGAGGGCCAGGGCUUCCAAACAGCCCUAUAAUUUAGCGUUUGUGGCGCCGCUUGAGAUAUGUUCCUCGGUAAAUCGGAACUAGCAAUAUGGUGCAAUAUGGUUAAAUAUGGGCGUCCAUUGUUGCAUAUAUAUACCAUAUAUGUAUAAAUGAAAUUAAAGACAAAAUUAUUUUUUAUUGCAAUGCUUUAUUAAAAAUUAUAUGUAUCAUACAUACUAAUUUCUAUUCGAAAGACAUGAGGGAAUCUAUUUUUUUUCUUAGAAUAUAUUCUUUUAGCCGCGACAUACAUAAAAUUAGCGUCAUGUUCUACUUCCACUUUUCCAGUUAAUAAAUUUCCACGGUGCCGUCUAGCAUAAUCAAAUCUAUUUAAGAGCGUUAUCAAAUCAUCUGCUGACAACAUAUAGAACUUAUAUUCGUUAAUUUUAACUAAUUAUAUGCGUAA
Messenger RNA from Trachymyrmex cornetzi, 951 nucleotides. RefSeq lists its product as uncharacterized. The transcript is spliced from 3 exons. NCBI's taxonomy places the organism in Eukaryota, Metazoa, Arthropoda, Insecta, Hymenoptera, Formicidae. Bases 29 to 508 code for a protein of 159 amino acids. The record is from RefSeq and is a predicted model, not a curated record.